GCUCCGCCUCUUCCUGUAAACUUCCUGGAAAUCAGCAGCGAUCGCGUGUGAUUGUUCGUUCUCCAGCUGUGUUUGUGUUUCACGCCUUUUGUGGUCAAACAGGGUUUUCCAGCAGCAUGGCACCGAAGAGACGAGCUGCUUCUGCUGCCAAGGCUGGUGGCAAGAAGGUGAAGCAGGUGAAGGAGGAGCCGGAGGCGCCGAAGCCCAAGGAUGCUUUCACUUCAGCCAAAGAGGCUCUGCUGGCUGCAGGUCCACAGGUCAAAGGCAGGAGGAAGGUGGACGAGCAGUGCUCGCUGUCAGACUCUGGAGAGAUUCACGAGGACUAUGAUUGUAUGUUGAAUCAGACAAACGUUGGACACAAUAAUAACAAGUUUUACGUCAUUCAAGUGAUUAAAGAAACCAACCAGUUCUAUACUUGGAACAGAUGGGGAAGAGUGGGGGAAGUGGGCCAAUCCAAACUUAACUGUUACACCAAGCUCGAGCAAGCUGUCAAGGACUUUGAGAAAAAAUUCAAGGACAAGACAAAGAACAACUGGAGCGAUCGCACAAAUUUUGUGUCUCAUUCUGGGAAGUACACUCUGAUUGAGGUGGACGGAGACCAAGAUGCUGAGGUCAAGGUGGACGUCGUUGAUGGAAAGAAAGAGGCUAAAAAUGUCCUGCCUUGCACCCUUGAUGCUGCUACAAAAGACCUCAUUGAGCUUAUUUUCAGCAACGAUAUGUUCAAGGAGGCCAUGGAAUGUAUGAACUUAGAUAUCAAGAAAAUGCCUCUGGGAAAGCUCAGUAAAGUACAGAUCGCAAAGGGCUUUGAAGUGUUGGAGGAACUUGAGGCCGCCAUGAACAAAAAGAGUGGAAGAGCGCGCCUGGAGGAGCUUUCCUCUAAGUUCUUCACCACAAUCCCUCACAACUUUGGGCGGAACAGACCGCCAACCAUCGACGACAAAGAGAUCGUAGAGAAGAAGAAAGAGAUGCUUAUGGUGCUGGCUGACAUCGAGCUUGCCCAGACUCUGAAGUCAGAGACGGAGAAGGCUCAGGAAGAGAUGAUCGAGACGGUUCCUCACCCUCGGGACCAAGACUACAGUUCUCUCAAAUGCACCCUCUCACUACUGGACAAGGGUACAGAAACGUUCAAGGUCAUAGAAAAAUACCUUAAAGCAACACUGUGCCCCAGUCGUAAACCAACAAUUGUCAAUGUUUGGGAAGUCGAUCGGGAAUCAGAGGGUGAGCGCUUUAAAGCAAAUGACGGUCUGGAGAACCGCCGUCUGCUGUGGCAUGGUACAAACAUAGCGGUGGUGGCAGCCAUCCUGAAGAGCGGUCUGAGGAUAAUGCCUCAUUCCGGAGGCCGCGUCGGGCGUGGAAUCUAUUUCGCGUCUGAAAACAGCAAAUCUGCCGCUUACGUACGAACCUCUAAGAACACUGGAGUGAUGUUCCUGAACGAGGUCGCCCUUGGCAAAGAACACACCAUCACCCAAGAUGACGGCAGCCUAAGAAAGGCUCCUGCAGGCUAUGACAGUGUGGUGGCACGAGGAGAAGUGGAACCAGAUCCUUCUAAGGACGUCAUCAUCAAACUGGAGGGCAAGGAUGUCUCUGUGCCUCAGGGUAAACCCAUAAAGCAGCCCCAGUACGCAGAUUCCUACUUCAGCAACAGCGAAUAUCUCGUCUACAAGGAGAACCAGUGUCGCAUGCGGUACCUGCUGGAGCUGAAGAUGAAGUACUAAAUCCAGCUCAAAGGAAAACAGGCAGGUCAUUUGAAAGACAAGUAUCCUUCAAUCCUUCUGUAUACGGAGCUUCAUUAAAAAAAAAGCCAAAAGUUUGGCUGUGCUUUUCAUAAUCUAAUCCGGUGAUUGUUUUUAAUAAGUAAUUGUAGAGACGAUUGCAUUAUGGAUACCUUAUCUGUGCCUUAUCUUUUGCACCCUGUAAAACGUCAGUCUAUAGACGACUCGCACUAUCUUGUGUUGUUAUCAUGACAGAGAACGUGUCCUUUCACUGCUUUUGCCCGAUCUUGGUUUGUAAUAAUCAAAAAAUGGCUUGUAAACAUUUGCACUAUCUUUGUUUUGUUUUUUCGAAAUGUCAUAUUAUUGCACCUGUUGUUUUAUUUUUUAUUUGGCAUUGCAGUUUCUGGUAUGAGUAGCUUACCUUUUGCACACAUUGCAAUAUGUAAUCCGAGGGGAAAUGAAAACAUAAAUCUGUCCCUCAGAAAAAAAGA
This is a messenger RNA of Solea solea (common sole), 2203 nucleotides long. RefSeq names its product poly (ADP-ribose) polymerase family, member 3 (gene parp3). The coding region runs from base 117 to 1715 and encodes 532 amino acids. The transcript has 11 exons. Gene Ontology annotation, molecular function: NAD+ poly-ADP-ribosyltransferase activity. The record is from RefSeq and is a predicted model, not a curated record. Gene Ontology annotation, cellular component: site of double-strand break. NCBI's taxonomy places the organism in Eukaryota, Metazoa, Chordata, Actinopteri, Pleuronectiformes, Soleidae.